This is a messenger RNA of Anguilla anguilla (European eel), 2584 nucleotides long. RefSeq names its product transmembrane protein 198-like. Gene Ontology annotation, cellular component: plasma membrane. NCBI's taxonomy places the organism in Eukaryota, Metazoa, Chordata, Actinopteri, Anguilliformes, Anguillidae. Bases 929 to 1957 code for a protein of 342 amino acids. The transcript is spliced from 5 exons. The record is from RefSeq and is a predicted model, not a curated record.
AAAGAGGAGGACAGAAAAACAUUUCACUGUUCAUGUGUAGUUUAUUGUAAUGCUUCUUAAGACUUUUGUGAAUGGGGGCCUAGAAAAUGUAUAGGUUUACUAGCUUGUCAGGUUGUAGAUCUAACAUAAAAUGGUCAAGAGCCAGAAUCUGGCAACCCUAUACAGGCAUCUUCUGCGUGCGUUUGCUCCAAAAUCCCUCUUCGUCCGAGCCGGCACAGAUGGUCCCCUAUCCGUCUAUGAUGUCAAACAGUUUCAGCUGUUGCAGAAGAAAUAGCCCCGGAUAAAAAAAGUUUCGAACGUGAAUACGAGAAGGCAGUGGGAUAAGGAACCUCCCAGACUUCGGUCCGAGCAAGGCAUCAUGUAGGGGAGGGGAAAAAGAGACAGAUUAAACCGCAAACAUUUUGAUUGUUCGUGAACUUUUUUUACUUCUCUGACACACAGGCUACACACAUGUAAAAACGACAAUAACAUAUUUGUAUUAUUUUAUUUUUGCUAAUCUACCAACUAGCCUAUAGUGCGUUCAGAUCAUAAAAUGAGAGCUGAUUGACGAUAGGCUACGUUACAGUAAAAUACUGGCAGCACUCAUCCGAGCAUUUGCGCAAAAUGACCAGUGUUUUCAGAAGUGGACUGUUUUAAGAUGGUCCAAUGGACCAGUUUCUGAAGAUAAUCACCAGGCACGGCGGCCAAGCAUCUCUAAAAAUAAAAAAAUAAUAAAAAGUAGCAUAAUUGGUACGUAGCCCACUUUGCGACUUAGCUAGUUAACUAGCUAAAAGGAACAACUUUAUAAGUUUUAUAAAGGUUUUAUAAUUCAUCGCUGGAGACCAGCUACGUUGCCACCUAGUCAAGCCUGAUUGAGUACCAGGCGUGUUGCGAUGGCGGUCACCUCCCAGUAACCCCGCUUUUUGCGCGACCCGCCGUCUCUCCCAAAAUGAGUGACCCCUCUCAGCCGCCUCUGGAGGGGACGCCCCCUGGCGUGGCCGAGGUGGACACGUGCCGGCUGGCGAUGGACAGGAAGUACGACGUCGUCCCCGCGCUCAUCUGCUCCACCUGCUGCUUGUUCGGAAUCGUCUAUUGCUUCUUUGGGUACCGCUGCUUCAAGGCGGUGAUGUUCCUGUCGGGGCUGAUGUUCGGCUCGGUGGUCAUCUUCCUGCUCUGCUACAAGGAGCGCAUCCUGGACGUGCCGCUGAGCGUGGAGGCCAGUGCGGGCAUCGGGGUGGGCAUCGGGGCACUGUGCGGCCUGGUCACCAUGCUGGUGCGCAGCGUGGGCCUCUUCCUGACUGGCCUGCAGCUGGGCCUGCUGCUCGCCAUCGCCGCCCUGCUGGCCGCCAGCCCGUACUACAGCCCGGGCACGGUGUGGGUGCCGCUGGGCGCGCUGCUGGGCGCGGGCACCGUGUGCGCCGUCCUGGCGCUGCACUGGCAGCGCCUCUUCACCGUGCUCUCCACCGCCGCCUUCGGGGCGGCCGUCCUGACGGCGUGUGCCGACUACUUCGUGGAGACGCUGGCGCUGGGGGCGCACCUGUACGACCGGCUGCGGAUGACACCCACGGCGCCGCUCUGCUGGUACGGCUGGGUCAUCGCGGGCGUCUGGCCGGUGCUCGGCCUGAUGGGCGUCUUCAUACAGUGGAAGCUGACGGGGGAGGGGUACUCCCACACAGAGGUCAUUGUGAGCCGGCGGCAGAAGCGGGUGCAGCUGAUGAGGAUCCGCCAGAGGGACGCUAAGAAGCGGCAGCAAGCCGGCGGCCAGGAGGGAGUGUACCGCCGCAAGCCGACGCCCAUCAAGCGCUACGCGGGAGACGUGCUGGCGCCGAGUUACCUGCAAAGUCUGAGAGAUCGGCAGAUGGGCACAGGCACCUCUCUGAGCAGCCUGGGCACCGCCAACCACACCCUGAUCGACUUUGACUUUGAGACAGGCUCCACCGUGCCUCUCACGGCCACCACCCCCGUCAUCAGGGUCUGAAAGGGGAAUUUUGCUUUACUCACCAAACCCCCCCCCUGCCCAAAACUUCCGGAAACUCCUCUCAUUUCAUCCCUAGCUACGCUUAAGAACACAGGAAUACACAAUGACUAGAACAGGUCAUUCAGCCCACCUUAACGGCUCAUCAUUAUCACCUACAGGCUACACGGUAGCCAACCAAGCCUGGACUUGCAGACACCUGCAGGGUCUUUGACCCGAAUACGUUCCUCACACCGAGCCAUCCUAUAGCCCCCCAGCUCAGCCAAUCGGGACAGACCCACAGCGUGUGAUCACCCCCCCUCACCCUGGGGCAACGGGAAGACGCUGAGCUCAUUCCGAGGGGCCGAAGGGCUGGUGCGUUUCGAAGGAGGGGGGAGAAUUCCAAAAAUGCGGUGCUCUAGGAAGAGACACGGACACACGCACAAAUGCCGCUUCCUGUUUGAGUCUGAUGUUUAAGGCGUGUAAAGUUAAACAUCCUGCACCUACACUAAGAGGGCAGAGGUGUAAAUGCUUCCUGUGUGUGAUCUGCUCUGCACGUGGGUAGUGAGGACCCAGAAAAUCAUUUUCGAAUCUGCCCUUCAUCUCAGCCCUGAUCCACUCCCUAGAUCCCUGAUCUGUGGAAUGCGUUUG